AAAUUUACAGGUGAAAGGCUGAUCUUCGGCAAAACUAAUCGCGCCAAGGCCGAUCCAUGUCUCACGAAUUCGCAGUGCAAGUUGAGCCUCUCGACGAUCAACAUCUUAUUCUGACGACCUCUACAACCAUCGCGCUCCCUACACACGAUGACUACAGCUCACAGGCCUACGUUUGAUCCCGCCCGCGGAAAAGACGCGCAGCGCGGACCGGCGUAUCACCAACGGCUCCUCCCAGCUCACAAGGUCCUCAAGCACAGGCAACCUGGCCAAGGUGGAGACGCAGACACCAGCAUACGCGACCUCCGCGCAGAACUACUCCAAGCUGAGGCAGCACACUUCGCAAACAAGAACGGCGGAGCCAUCGCAGAACAAGACGACACCUUCGAUACCACAUCCGCAGCAUCCAAGCGAUUGUUAGACGCAUCCACCGCAGACGACGAAGACAACGAGGAAUCCGAAGCGAAGCGGCGGCGGAUGAUACUGGAGGAGGCCAAGGACAUCGAUGCAGAUUCUGAUGGCAGCAGUAGUGAGAGCAGUGACAGUAGUGAUGAAGACGACGAUGAAGAGGAUGAGACAGCAGAGCUGAUGCGAGAGCUCGAGAAGAUCAAGCGGGAACGGGCAGAGGCGAAAGCCAAGGAGGAAGCGGAGCGAGCAGCUGAAGAAGAGGAGCAACGCGAGUUCGACAUAGCUCGCGGAAAUCCGCUACUCAACCCCAAGGACUUCAACCUCAAGCGACGAUGGGACGACGACGUCGUAUUCAAGAACCAAGCCAGAGGCACAGAGGACAAGAAGAAAAAGGAAUUCGUCAACGACAUGCUGCGGUCGGAUUUCCACAAGCGCUUCAUGGGCAAGUACGUGCGCUGAGCUGAAUCCAUCGUGCUUUUGCGUCUUUGGCGUCCUUGGUGCUGGGCGCCUUCGCUUCAACUCCGAUUGGCCAAUGGACUGGACUGGAGGGGCAGAAAGUGACGCAUGCAUCAUGUCCCACCUAGCGUUAUCUUCUGAUGAUCCGACUCGAACUGGAACAAACAAGCUGAAGGCACCGCUAUCCAUGCUGCAAUCCAUG
Messenger RNA from Mytilinidion resinicola, 1063 nucleotides. Its product is annotated as Cwf15/Cwc15 cell cycle control protein. Gene Ontology annotation, biological process: mRNA cis splicing, via spliceosome. The transcript is spliced from 7 exons. Gene Ontology annotation, cellular component: catalytic step 2 spliceosome. NCBI's taxonomy places the organism in Eukaryota, Fungi, Ascomycota, Dothideomycetes, Mytilinidiales, Mytilinidiaceae. The record is from RefSeq and is a predicted model, not a curated record. Gene Ontology annotation, molecular function: RNA binding. The coding region runs from base 148 to 864 and encodes 238 amino acids.